CUUACCUUUGUCCAGAUAGGGUAACUGGCGAAGCUCGUUGCUAUCAACGCAAACGCGAACACAACCCAAGAAAUGGAAGAGGAUGUAAUAGUUUUUAUUGCCAGUUAGCUGGUCAUACGGGCAUUGAUUGUCCGUUGCGUAUAGAAGAAGAAGCUCAGAGAUUGAUUGCUCGUGAAAGGGAAUAUGAUGCUUUAUUAAAAAAUAUUCAAAAUUCAACUAUCCCUGCUUCUUAUGAUGACAAAAUAGCUAAAUUUAAUUAUACUGGUUUGCGUGGUGGACGUAGUCAAGAUGCUUUGCAUAAAGUUAACGAAGAAACUCAGAAAUUGAUUCCUCGUGAAAGGGAAUAUGAUGCUUUAUUAAAAAAGAUUCAAAUUUCAACUAUCCCUGCUUCUUUUGAUGACCAAAUAGCUAAAUUUAAUUAUACUGGUUUGCGUGGUGGACGUAGUCAAAAUUCUUUGCAUCAAGCUCAGAGUAGUCGUAAAGUUCAAUUGGUUAACAAAGAAGCUCAGAGAUUGAUUGCUCGUGAAAGGGAAUAUGAUACUUUAUUAAAAAUUAUUCAAAUUUCAACUACCCCUGCUUCUUUUGAUGACCAAAUAGCUAAAUUUAAUUAUACUGAUUUGCGUGGUGGACGUAGUCAAGAUGCUUUGCAUAAAGUUAACAAAGAAACUCAGAAAUUGAUUCCUCGCGAAAUGGAAUAUGAUGCUUUAUUAAAAAAUAUUCAAAAUUCAACUACCCCUGCUUCUUUUGAUGACCAAAUAGCUAAAUUUAAUUAUACUGAUUUGCGUGGUGGACGUAGUCAAGAUGCUUUGCAUAAAGUUAACGAAGAAGCUCAGAAAUUGAUUGCUUGUGAAAUGGAAUAUGAUGCUUUAUUAAAAAACAUUCAAAAUUCAACUACCCCUGCUUCUUAUGAUGACCAAAUAGCUAAAUUUAAUUAUAUUGAUUUGCGUGGUGGACGUUUUCAAUAUGAUUUGCAUCAAGCUCAGAGUAGUCGUAAAGUUCAAUUGGUUAACGAAGAAGCUCAGAGAUUGAUGAACUCGGCUAAAGUUAAACUAAAAAGCAAAAGUAUUUUUUCUGUUAAGAGAAAAGCAAGGAAUAAAGAUCGAGAAUUGUCUUUUGUAACUUUUUUAGAUAUUCAAGAAAAGUUAGCAGAAGAAAAUAAUCAGCAAGUCAAAGAUUCUCUUAAUAAACAACUACAGAAUAUUAAGCAGGCUCUCUGCAAAAAACUAACUAUAACAGAUAAUGCCUGGUCACAGUUUUCCAAGAAGUUCAAGUUGAAAGGAAAAGAUAGAAGCGGAAAGGAUAGGGGUGAUCUAGAGGUUUAUAAAUCUGUUUUCAUACCUAUUCCAGACUUGCAAGGAUAUCGGUCAAGUGGACCAAUUCUUACACCAGAUCAUGAGCCACCUAUGACUUUUGAAGAUUUUAUUGCAAUUGUUGAUUCGGUAAAAGCUGCAAUAAUAUCUAAUGUUCAACCGACCAGAAUCAGGCAAGGUUCUUCUGGUUCGUAUUUUUGUCGUAAUAAAGAUGGUAACGUGGUAGGUGUUUUUAAACCUAAAAACGAAGAACCGUAUGGUCAGUUGAAUCCUAAAUGGACAAAAUGGAUCCAUAGAAAUCUAUUCCCUUGUUUCUUUGGUAGAAGCUGUUUGAUUCCUAACCUUGGUUAUAUUUCAGAAGCUGCUGCCUCACUACUUGAUCGUCAACUACAAUUAAACAUUGUUCCAAGAACAGAAGUGGUAUGGAUUUCAUCUCCUUCGUUCCACUACGACUACUUGGAUCGUCGUGCUGCCCGUUCUAAAAACCAUUAUAAACCAUUACCCGAAAAAAUUGGUAGUUUUCAAAUAUUUUUAAGUGGUUAUAAAGAUGCCAAUAUAUUUUUAAAGGAACAUCCAUGGCCUGAAUUUGAUGAUUCGAUUGGAAAUAGCGGAUAUUCUUCACAAGAUAACGGUGCUGAUGAUGAGUACUCGAAUGAAUCUUAUCAUUCUAAAAAAAGAUUUUUUUGGACUAAAUCACUUCAAAUUCAAUUCAGAGAACAAUUUGAAAAAUUAAUAAUUUUGGACUAUUUAAUGAGAAAUACUGAUCGAGGAUUAGAUAAUUGGAUGGUCAAGUAUUGUGAUAAAGAUGAAAAUGAUUGUAUUAUUACAUCACCUCCAACAAAAUCAAUGGGUAUGAAUGUUCCAAAGAAUUUAUCAAAAGAUAAUUUAUUACUAAAUAAAAACAAAUCUGGUUCAAAAACAUCUUUAUCUGAAAAUGUUCAAACACCAUCAUCUUCUUCAGAGCUGCAAGCGCCACAUAAUUUAAAUAAUAGCAUUAAAUCAGAUCCACUUCAACCAUCAUCAUCAGGUCUAUCAAAAAUGAUAAAUGAGUCAAAACUAUCAUUACAAAAAAGUCAAAUUAAAACAACAACAACUACAGCAAGCAUUAAUACCACAUGUCACUCUUCUGAUCAUUCAUCAAAAAUUGUUUACCCACAUAUCCAUGUAGCUGCCAUUGACAAUGGAUUGGCAUUCCCAUUUAAACAUCCUGAUCAAUGGCGUUCCUACCCGUAUGGUUGGUCAUUUCUUUCAGAGUCUCUUGUAGGGGCUCCCUUCACUGAAAACACUCGUAAACAUUUUCUUUCACUACUGACUGAUAGCAAAUGGUGGAAGGAUACAAUAAGUGAAUUACAUCAAUUUUUUUCUUUGGAUGCUGAUUUUGAUGAUGGGAUGUUUUCUAAACAGGUAGCAGUACUAAAAGGUCAAGGUUACAAUAUUGUGGAAAUACUCAAACAACCUGAUAAAAGUCCUUUGGAUCUUUGCGCAUCUCAGAAUCUAAUGGUAUGGGAUAUUAUCGAGUCUAUUGAAGUUCCAGAAGAACCUGAUAAUAUGGAAGGUGACAAUGACAACCACCAGUCAGAUAAUAUCAAGAUUGACAAUGGUGGUAGAAAUUCAUUACAAAAUGUUGAUUAUGGUGAGGCAUCUGGUAUGGGUGGAUCAGUUGGAACCAAGUAUCCAAAUCUACCUCCAAGAAGGAGUGUUUCUGAAUAUAGUUCUCCACGACCUUCAUUGUCUGUUAGUGCACCAGCUGCUUCAGUACUUUCUGGUGAUUCUGCAAGAAAAAAUACAUGGGUUGACAGAUUUAAUCGUGUAAAAAAUAAAUUUGCUUUUGAUACAAUUGGAAAAAAUAGAGAUACUGAAGAAAAAAGAACAAAACUUGUUGUCAUUGAAAAGAUAGAGCCGCGUCAACUAGUAGUGCUAACAUCAACAAAUUCAAGAAAUAUCAUCAUUAAACAUAACGCAAAAAAAUUUGACACAUUAUCAACGACAAAAAUAACAAAAACAACAGCUAAUCCAUUUGGAUUUUAUUUAUCAUCUUCUUUUUUGAGGUCUUAUUCUGAUGCAGCAGCACUGACCCGAGAAAAUAUUGAGGCUAGGAUUCUUGAUAUUUUGAAAGCAUUUGAUAAAGUUGAUCCUUCAAAGGUAACCACUCAGGCACAUUUUGCUGACGAUCUUGGACUUGAUAGUUUGGAUACUGUUGAAGUGGUGAUGAAUAUCGAAGAAGAUUUUUCAAUUGAAAUUCCUGAUAAAGAAGCUGAUGAAAUUAGAUCAGUUAAAGAUGCUGUUGAUUAUAUUUUUAAAAGGGAUGAUGCACAUUAA
Entrophospora candida is the source of this 3629-nucleotide messenger RNA. The record is from the annotation of a GenBank genome assembly. NCBI's taxonomy places the organism in Eukaryota, Fungi, Glomeromycota, Glomeromycetes, Entrophosporales, Entrophosporaceae.